Bombus impatiens (common eastern bumble bee) is the source of this 4203-nucleotide messenger RNA. RefSeq names its product peripheral plasma membrane protein CASK (gene CASK). Gene Ontology annotation, cellular component: plasma membrane; cell-cell junction. Lineage: Eukaryota; Metazoa; Arthropoda; Insecta; Hymenoptera; Apidae. Gene Ontology annotation, biological process: protein phosphorylation; regulation of neurotransmitter secretion. Gene Ontology annotation, molecular function: protein kinase activity; ATP binding; signaling receptor binding. The transcript has 23 exons. The record is from RefSeq and is a predicted model, not a curated record. The coding region runs from base 775 to 3627 and encodes 950 amino acids.
AUGCAACCAGUCUUGCUUCGGAGCGAGUGAGUCUACUCCAGCCUUUGACAGACGAGGAAAGUGUGUGUAGUGACAUCGGUGUCUGUCUGGUCGCUUCUCGCUGAUCGCUCUUGUUAAUUGCACGACCGACUGUUCCGUCGAGACAACCGAUUCGGCUAGAUCCGGUUUUCUUCGUAGUUGAGUCAGGACACGAUCGUGUAAACGUCCGUAUUACGUAUAUUUUCGUCAGUUGUGUAUACUGUCUUUGCCGGCAACAGCAAGGCAAGGUUUAAAGGCGGUGUCGGUUGUGUAUUCGGCACCCUUGGCCAUCGUGCAAAAUUUCACCUACUGUCUACUAAUAUAGCUGAGAGGUAUACGGGUUGCGGACUCGCGUGUACCGAUCGGAGUGCCAGUGCGACGACAAUCGGGCGUGCUAACACGGGUGUAUUAUCCACAGCUGUGUACAUAUAUUAUAUGUGUGUAUGUGCGUAACGUGCGCGUAGAGGAAAACGAAUUGGCCGCUAUCGGUGGAAAGAAAGGGAUAGAACGCGAGAAGAGGGUGGGAGAACGAAGGCGGCCGUGAAUCCACUAUACGCGGCUACGUUCACGCCGCCGCGUAUUUCACACGGCACGACACGAAACAACAGCACACCGUCGGCCCAGGCCUACUGAGGAGAGAGACGAAGCGUAUCUGAAUACCGAACGAAUUAUUACGAAUUCGUAUAGCAUUGACGCGCCUUUUGGCGCGUAUAGCCUCCUCAUUUGGUCGACUUCUUCGACCUCCCCGUUGCUACUAUGGCGGACGACGAAGUUCUCUUCGACGAAGUUUACGAGCUCUGCGAGAUUAUCGGCAAGGGACCAUUCAGCGUAGUUAGGAAAUGCAUCCACCGGCAGACAGGGCAGACGUUCGCGGUAAAAAUCGUGGACGUGGCAAAGUUCACAUCCAGUCCCGGUCUAAGCACGAACGAUUUGAAACGAGAAGCCACGAUAUGCCACAUGUUAAAACAUCCCCAUAUCGUAGAGUUAUUGGAAACAUACAGCUCGGAGGGUAUGCUCUAUAUGGUAUUCGAAUAUAUGGAUGGCUCUGAUUUAUGCUUCGAGGUCGUUCGGAGAGCAACUGCUGGAUUCGUGUACAGUGAAGCGGUAGCCAGCCAUUACAUGCGACAGAUCCUGGAGGCGUUGCGAUACUGCCACGAGAACGACAUAAUUCAUCGUGAUCUAAAGCCGCAAUGCGCUCUCCUGGCAGGCAAGGAAAAUUCCGCACCGGUGAAGCUACGCGGCUUCAGCGUCGCCGUGCAACUUCAGUCGUCCCAGGCAAACGGCGUCGAAUGUUACACGACCGAGUAUCGGCAGUGUCUGAGCCCAAAGGGGCAGCUCUACUUGAAGGCCGACAACGAGGGUCGUGUUGGAUGCCCACACUUCAUGGCACCGGAAGUGGUCCAGCGCAGACAGUACGGAAAGCCUGGUGACGUCUGGUCAGCCGGAGUACUACUUCAUGUCCUAUUAACUGGUACACUUCCAUUCGUCGGCUCUCGAGAUAGACUGCGAGAAGCAAUUUGCAGAGGACGAGUACAGAUGGGAUCGCCAUUAUGGGACAAUAUCAGCGAGUCAGCCAAGGAUCUCAUACAAAGAAUGCUCACAACGGAUGUAAAUCACAGGAUUACCAUACAGGAAGUGCUGAACCACAAAUGGCUCAGAGAUCGUGAUAAGGGCGUGGCUCGAAUACAUUUAGGCGAAACUAUAGAAGAGCUUAAGAAAUUCAAUGCUAGACGAAAAUUGAAGGAAUCUGUAAAAGUGGCGAUCUCGUCGUCGAAAUGGCACAUCCCGUAUUCGGAAAUUAACGGCGACAGUUUUUUCGACAUAGGCGAUGAUGAAGUUAUAACCACAGGUGCUGUAGCUGAAAUUUUAGACUCUCUGGAUGAUAUUGAAGUACUUCAAGAGAGUGGAAGACUGACACGUGCUGAGAUACUUAAUGCAGUUGACGAUUAUCGUCUUCGUGCCAUUUUAGAGCUUUACGAUAGAAUCUCGACCCGAGUUCCAACGCCAUGUCGAGCGCCGCAGACAGAUGCAGUUCAGCGUGCGCGAGAAGUCGAGGAACUACUUCGAGAAAUAGAGCAUUCAGCGAUACGAAAUAUCGAUAGGGCGGAUCUUCGGGAGCUCCAUGAACUUCUCGUCCAGCCGCACAUGAGGGCGCUUUUGCAAGCACAUGACGUAGCGGGACAUGAAGUUUAUGGCGAAGAAGCGACCAGAGUUACACCGCCGCCUCUUCUUCCCUAUCUAAACGGAGGCGAUGAUCUCGAGGGUCAAAAUGGUGAUUUGGACCUCGAGAAUGUAACACGCGUCAGGCUGGUCCAAUUCCAGAAGAACACCGAUGAACCGAUGGGAAUUACUUUAAAAAUGAACGAAGAUGGGAAAUGCGUGGUAGCAAGAAUUAUGCACGGUGGUAUGAUACACAGACAAGCAACUCUUCAUGUGGGUGAUGAGAUCAGAGAAAUUAAUGGAAUACCGGUGGCUAAUCAAUCUGUCAAUGCCUUGCAAAAGAUACUCCGGGAAGCACGAGGUUCGGUGACCUUCAAAAUCGUGCCGUCUUAUAGGAGCGCACCACCCCCCUGUGAGGUACAAUUGUUCAGGAUUAAGCCUCUGCCAGUGUUAAUAUUCGUUCGAGCACAAUUCGACUAUGAUCCGUUGGAAGAUGAGCUGAUACCGUGCGCACAAGCUGGAAUCGCGUUUAAAACCGGCGAUAUACUGCAGAUCAUCAGCAAGGACGAUCAUUAUUGGUGGCAGGCGCAGAAGGAUAACGCGGCCGGUUCCGCGGGAUUGAUCCCUUCGCCUGAACUUCAGGAACGACGUAUCGCUUACAUGGCAAUGGAAAAGAACAAGCAAGAACAAGAUGCUGAAGGAGAAGGAGGAUGUUCUUCUCACACCGAAGGCUGCGACGGUUCGACAGUGAAUUGCUCAAUAUUUGGCCGGAAAAAGAAGCAGUACAAGGAUAAGUAUCUCGCGAAACACAACGCAGUCUUUGACCAGCUGGAUCUGGUCACCUACGAAGAGGUCGUUAAGCUUCCUUAUCCUGCAUUCCAACGGAAAACGUUAGUGUUACUGGGAGCACAUGGUGUCGGUCGUCGUCAGAUAAAAAAUACCAUUAUCGCGAAGCAUCCUGACAAAUAUGCCUAUCCUAUUCCACAUACAACGAGGCCUCCACGGAACGACGAAGAGAACGGUCGCAAUUAUUAUUUCAUAUCGCAUGAUGAAAUGAUGGCUGACAUCGCUGCCAAUGAAUACCUCGAAUAUGGUACGCACGAAAACGCUAUGUAUGGAACGAAACUCGAAACAAUCCGCAAAAUACACGAAGAAGGCAAGGUGGCGAUAUUGGACGUCGAGCCUCAAGCCUUGAAAGUGUUGCGUACGGCGGAGUUCGCGCCUUAUGUAGUUUUCAUCGCAGCUCCGGUAUUCCCAAAUAUGCCUGAUUGCGACGGAAGUUUGGAAAGACUGGCGAAAGAAUCGGAUUCACUGAAGCAAGCGUACGGUCACUUUUUUGACCUGACCAUCGUCAACAACGAGAUCGAUGAGACGAUCGCACAAUUAGAGGCAGCCAUCGAGCGGGUUCAUACGACACCGCAAUGGGUACCUGUGUCCUGGGUCUACUGACAGCGAACCUCGCCAAUUCGUCAGAUCACUAACUGUAAUGGCUCAUCGAAUGUGAAACAGUGAUCAUCGAAUCGCGAUCCACCGAACGACCGGUCCGUCUGCGAUCGUUUUACUACGGCCAACGACAAAUAUUCUCAACGUUGUACGCCUGUAAGAAUUCGCGGUGUUCGUGGGGAAUUAUCACGAUGAUAAAUCGUAAAUAGCCGAUACGUAAAGCAAGACAAGCCGCGUAUAAAUACGUCGGACCAAUCGAACGAACGAAUUUACCGUCAAUUCUUCGAUCGAUCCACAGCACGAUAUCGACUGGAAUGCGUGACUUUGGCCGUGUGUUCAUUGACUUUUUUCAUUACUAAUUGAAUUAUUCUAUAAUUAUUAUUGAAUCGUCGUUAUCGUUGUAAUCCGCGGGUAGAGGCGAAGAGACGAAACUGUUGAUGUUAUCGCGAGGCGCAGAAUACGACAAUCAAAAAAGCAGAGAGAACAUACGUUUCGAUUUUUCGAUAUAUAAGUUCCAUAGGACUGUAAUUAUUACUUCCUCGAUAAAUAUAAGCAAUACGAUUUUCCACGUAUCCUUCGAUA